Molecule: messenger RNA, 3123 nt
Organism: Xyrauchen texanus (razorback sucker)
Lineage: Eukaryota; Metazoa; Chordata; Actinopteri; Cypriniformes; Catostomidae
Product: calcium/calmodulin-dependent protein kinase type 1D-like
Exons: 11
Coding region: 376-1473 (365 amino acids)
Biological process (GO): peptidyl-serine phosphorylation
Cellular component (GO): cytoplasm; intracellular anatomical structure
Molecular function (GO): ATP binding; calmodulin binding; calcium/calmodulin-dependent protein kinase activity
Source: RefSeq, a predicted model, not a curated record
CUCGCCGUUUAUUUACCAGACAACAGUCGCACAUUGUCAUCCAGCCCUACUUUGAAAUCCCUUAACAGAAUAACGCAUCCGCACGUUUGUUGGAUCUGUGACCGGUUCAGUCAGCGCGCGGGAUCCGCACCGAGUCGACUUGAUUGGAUAAAAGAGUCGCGUGUAGGUCGGUCAUUCCCGACCGUUCUGUUUUAUAUCGAUACCGGUUGGGCUGAAACGAAAUGCGGUCACCGAUUAAAGUCAGAUAGAAAAGGCGACAUCUACUCGCGUUUGCGUGUCUGUCUGUUCUUAUUUUCAGGUAGCGGCUACGGAAAGGUUGGGAAGAUUUACGCGUUAAGAAGGUUAUUUGGAGGGAGCGCUCUCCCUGGAAGUACCAUGGCCAGGGGAAGCGAAGAAUCUGUGAAUGGAUCGUGGAAAAAGCAAGUGGAUGACAUCAGGAAGAUAUUUGAGAUCAGAGAGAUCCUCGGGACUGGGGCGUUUUCAGAGGUGGUCCUGGCUCAAGAGAAGACCACAGGAAAGAUGUACGCAGUGAAAUGUAUCCCCAAAAAAGCACUGAGAGGAAAAGAAAGCGGAAUAGAGAACGAGAUUGCAGUGCUGACGAAGAUCAAACAUGAGAACAUUGUGGCCCUGGAAGACAUUUACGAGAGCCCCAGUCAUCUAUAUCUAAUUAUGCAACUUGUGUCAGGUGGGGAAUUGUUUGAUCGAAUCGUGGAGAGAGGCUUCUACACGGAGCAGGAUGCAAGCGCGUUAAUAAAACAGGUCCUGGAUGCGGUUAAAUACCUGCAUUCACUGGGGAUCGUCCACAGAGACCUAAAGCCUGAAAAUCUGCUGUAUUUUAACCCACAUGAAGAGUCCAAGAUCAUGAUAAGUGAUUUUGGGCUGUCCAAGAUGGAAGAUGCGGCCAAUGACAUCAUGUCCACAGCAUGUGGGACACCGGGUUACGUGGCACCAGAGGUAUUAGCACAGAAGCCUUACAGUAAAGCCGUGGACUGCUGGUCUAUUGGAGUUAUUGCUUACAUCCUGUUGUGUGGUUACCCCCCGUUUUACGAUGAGAAUGACUCCAAACUGUUUGAGCAAAUUCUUAGGGCGGAAUAUGAGUUUGAUUCACCGUACUGGGACGACAUUUCUGAUUCAGCUAAAGACUUCAUUAGUAACCUGAUGCAGAAAGAUCCUGAAAAGAGGUUAACAUGUGAAGAGGCUCUUCAGCAUCCCUGGAUUGCAGGUGAUACUGCUCUCUGCAAGAACAUCCAUGAAUCAGUCAGUCGACAGAUGAAGAAAAACUUUGCAAAAGCUAAAUGGCGGCAAGCAUUUAACGCUACCGCAGUCAUCCGACAUAUGAGGCGUCUUCAGCUUGGCAGCAGUAUAGAUUCCUCUCAGCACAGGAAACAGAAUCAAACGAUGCCAGCGAAGAGUCAGUCAGUCGAUGUAGUCAACCUCAAUGACUCCCUUGAGGAGGGUGUUAUCUUUGUCUAGGUUCGGCAAUGCAGCAAGCGUCAAACUCUUCCUCCAAGACGGGACCGCCUGAGCGUCAUCCGCGGGCAUCCACGGUCACUACCAUCAUCACAGGCUCCAAAUGACAUCACUUCCUGUCAGACUGCACAUUUGGAGACUACUGCACUUUAAGAAUAUUAUGAAAAGUGUUUAUCGGUAACUUCCAUCCUCUUCAGUCACCUCUUCAAAAAAAAAUGAAAUCCUUUUUGGUAAGUCAAAGGUGCGAUAUGCCACAUGACAUAGUGGCGAAGCAAUGACUUGCAUAAUUAUGAGGACUGUAUCACCAAGUAAAGCUCCUGGCAGGGACGUAUGUGUCAUUUAAACAUAUGUGGAGUUUAUUUGACAUGCUUUUAAGAGUCUUAAAGGGACAGUUCCCCUAACUAUCUCUUUAAUAGAAAGUAAGUCAGUGGAAGCACAAGCGUGUAGAUAAAACUAUGUUCAUUCGUAAAACAGUUGUUGUAAUAUUUGCUGCUGUAUUUGAACCUGCUGUUGUUAUGAACAAAUCAAAUGAUAAAGGCUGUCAGAGUAACAUUAAAAGGAAUAGUUUACCCAAAAAUGAAAAUAUUGUUAUCAUUUAUGCACCCUAAAGUAGUUUCAAAACUGUAUGACAUUCUUUCUUCCAUGGAACACAAAAUGGGAAUGUUAGGCAGAAUGGAAUAACACGUGAGUGGAUAAUUUUUGGGUGAACUAUCCCUUUAACAAAAUGUCUAGAGAAGUUGAUGUAGUAAAUCUACAGGCUUCAAAAGUUAAAAGCCAAUUUUAUUGUCAUCCAAUGUGUUUAAACUGGAAAUUUGGUUCUGGAUGCAUCUUGCAUAUAUGACAGAGUGAUUGAAGUUUGUAAAGAUUGUAUAAAACAAUUAUGUAAACGUGAAGUUUAAUAAUUUUGUAUCAACAAUUUGUUGAUAUCUGGAAAAUAAUUUGGAGUGAUUUGUGCGUCAAAUGGUUUUGAAGGUCUGUAUAAAAUGAUCCAUAGUGUUGAAAUGCACUUGUUAAAGUUUUGUGUAUGUUUUGGAUUAAUUUUUUUAAUACAUUUCUUAGCUUUGCUUUUUUAAUGACUUUAAACACUUAAUUUUGGUCACACAUUACAGUGUUAACGUUACAGUGUAAUUACAUAGUGAGUACUUGAAUGAAUGUAAUGAUUUUGUGUAUAUUAAAGUACUGUUUUAGACACUUACAUUUAUUAUAGUAAUGUGUAAUACAUGUGACACUGUAAAGCAAAAUGUUACCAUUGAACUGAAAUGAGUUUGAAUCAGUUUCAGUGACACAAUAGCUAUCUUUGACAGACAUUUGUAUUUGCUGACCUUGUGCUGUUUCAAUUGAGAAAAAUUACAAACAUUUCACACACUGUUCGGUGUACGAAUGCAUAAAUCAAGAGUUUUCGUUUUAGCUCAAGCUGUUUUAAUAAAAUGCGUCUAAUGAAAUAUGACUGUGCGAGUUGCAAACAGCUUCUGCUUUAAAUCUUUCGUGUCAUCAUGGUCUUCAUACUAGUCCUCUGAAUUUAGCAGCUGGGUGUUGGAUCUUUCAUUCAGGUAACAGAAAUGAUGUGGGCAGUGUUUUCUCUUCAGUCGAUUUGUUCUUUGGUGAGUGUUUGUUGGUGAGGGUAUGGUGAGUUGAUUUCAUUAAACAACAAGA